AUGGCAGACUGUCAGCAAAAGUCUUUUCUCAGCCCAGACAUCCCAUUCUCUGGUUCACUACUGGGAGGCCUGCAGGAAGGGAAGACCCUUAUCAUAAUUGGACGGGUUUUGCCUAAUGCUGACAAAUUUACUGUGGAUCUCCAGCAUGCUACUGGGUGCGGGACUGAUAUCGCUCUGCACUUUAAACCACAUUUUGAUGAUGGACCUGCACAUAUUGUGUUCAACACCUUGAAGAAAGGUAGCUGGGGGCCAGAAGAAAAGUCUGCCUGUCCUUUUGUCAAAGGCCAACCGUUCACCCUUGAGAUCCAUGUUACCAAGGAGGCAUACAAGGUAAGUGUGAACGGGAAACACUUAGCGGACUAUAAACACCGUAUUCCAUUCACUCUGGUGGACACCAUCUUAGUGCACCAAAUGGUGAAGUUGGAUUUCGUUGCCUACCAGAAGCCUGCGACCAUCCCAUACAAAGCCCUGAUCAGUGAUGGACUGCAGUCUGGCAAAGACAUUGUUAUUCAUGGAGUUCCUAAAGCUGACUCAAAAAGGAUGGAGUUUAAUCUGCGCCACAGAUUUGGCAUUGCAUUUCACUACCAAUGCCGUUUUGAGGAGAAUGCUGUUGUCCGCAAUACCUAUGAGAAUGGGAGUUGGGGGCGAGAAGAAAGAGAUGGAGCUGUGCCUUUUGCCCCAGGCCAGUUUUUUCAGAUCAAAAUCUCCUGCAAUAGUGAUCAUUAUGAUGUGUUUUUGAACGGCAAGCAAAUACACACUUACAAGCACCGCUUCACUAAACUGGAGGACAUCGACGUCUUUGAAGUCCGUGGAAAUGUGGAGUUGAUUUAUGUACAGGUGUAA
Molecule: messenger RNA, 843 nt
Organism: Danio aesculapii
Lineage: Eukaryota; Metazoa; Chordata; Actinopteri; Cypriniformes; Danionidae
Product: galectin-9-like
Exons: 7
Coding region: 1-843 (280 amino acids)
Biological process (GO): negative regulation of CD4-positive, alpha-beta T cell proliferation; negative regulation of type II interferon production; positive regulation of gene expression
Cellular component (GO): nucleus; cytosol
Molecular function (GO): carbohydrate binding; galactoside binding
Source: RefSeq, a predicted model, not a curated record